Molecule: messenger RNA, 1857 nt
Organism: Acaulospora colombiana
Lineage: Eukaryota; Fungi; Glomeromycota; Glomeromycetes; Diversisporales; Acaulosporaceae
Source: the annotation of a GenBank genome assembly
CUUUCAGAAAUUUUUGAUGUCGAAGAAUAUAAGAUUCGUUAUACUGACACCGAGGGGGACAAGAUUGUUAUUGAAAAUGAUCCGGAUUUAAAAGAAGCUAUUAACUAUUUCAGUAAUAACUGUGCUAAUGGAAGAUUUACCGUCAAAUUGUGUUUGGAAAAGGCGAUAAAGACUGCGCCACAAUCAUCAUCCGCGCCAUCUUCCGAUAAUGACAAUGAUGAACAGUAUUAUCAAGAAGAAUUUCCUUUCGAAAAAGUGAUUAACACCAGCAUAAAAACCGUGCAAGAAAUGGUAAAUAACUUUGUAAAUCAACUCAGCACGGCCAUAGAAAGGGAUCUAUCAAAUUUGAAUCUGAGUGGAUCUAGACAGCCACAACAAACCACCAAUGAUAAUAAUGAAGGGUCUAAUUCCAAGGAUUCAACACGAGUUUCAAGUUUUCAGUCUUCUACCGAGACUCGACAAGCGCCCAAAUCUGAAUCUUCAGAUGUCGCGUUUCAUCCUGGAAUAAGAUGUGAUGGCUGCGGAAAACCGAUUAACGGUGUUAGAUUCAAGUGCGGCAACUGUGCUGACUUUGACCUUUGUGGGAACUGCGAAGCGUCGCCUGCAACUAAACAUAAUCCUGACCAUGUCUUCAUUAAGUUCAGAAGGCCUGUCCCAUCACCUCUUUCUGCUUCAGAGCCUUUACUCCGAAAUUUCUAUUCUCGUUCAGAAUUUGGAGUUCAUCAAACGAGACGUAGACAAUCAUCAUCUCAACAAAAAUUAGACAACAAGGAAGUGGAAAAACCUCAGGUCUCCAAAAAGUUCGUUAACACUGAGCCCUCGGCUGAUCUUCCCGUCACUAGCCGAGCUCCUGUUGAUCUUUAUACGUUUUCGGGGGUAUCAAAUAUCUCGACACCCUCGCUUGUUAGGAAUCUGGAACCACAGAUUCAAAUUCACACGUAUGUUCCUGCGUCUAGUAUACCCGCGUCGCCUCCGGCAAAUUUCAUCACAUCACAGUCUACUACCAUUGACGAAAUCAAACCUGAACCGGAAACAAAACGGGAGGUCAAAGUUGAGCCGACUUUGGACGCCCUAUUUGUUGAGGAUGUAAAUAUUCCUGAUGGCACCGUACUUGAGCCACAGACCCAAUUUCGCAAGAUCUGGAGGAUGGUUAAUAAUGGGAAUGUUAACUGGCCAGAAAGCACAACUCUACAGCAUAUUGGUGGACCACCAAUGGCCUCUAUUUCUGAGAGUGGAAAAUUUGAGUUCAAAGUUGGUUCACUUGAAGUCGGUAAAUCCAGUGGUGUUGCAGCUGACCUCCGAGCUCCUUCUGAGCCUGGAAGAUAUACAUCACGUUGGUGUUUAACUGAUGGCCAAGGAAAUUCAUUCGGUCAUCAUGUUUGGUGCGAUAUAAUUGUCGAGAAUGACGAACAGUCCUCCAAUAUGUCGUCAUCAUCUAUGAUUUUUCCCGUCUUGAAUUAUGAUCAGAAACCGAAGUUUGUGCAACCUAAUUCAGUUUCGGAACAAUUGUCAUCAAUUUCUAAUUCGGUAGCUUUCUCCGAAGUUAACCAACUUCAGAAUGAAGAGGAUCCGUUUCAAGAUUCCAUUUCUCCUGAUUUAGCUGUUACCGAAUUUGUGAGAAAUCAGGCAGAAGUUGAAAAUAAUUCGGAACUUUGCGAUUCCGACGAAGAAUCUGAUACCUCUUCUAUCGCAUAUAGUGAAGAUUCUUCGCAAGAUUUUGUAGUUGUGGAUAAAGAUUCGGAUGAUGAGAUGGAGCUUUCUCAAUCUCAACAUUCACUACUUGAUCCCCAAACUCCUAAUGAGGAUUUGCAUGUCACACGGUCGGAGGUAAUAUCUUUUUCAUUGCAUAAAGUUUAA